UCUUUUAUAUAUAAUUGUCUGAUCAUUUUCUUGGCUUCCACGAAUACUACUGUUGAAGCUGCCAGGCACUUCAAAGUUGGUGGUCAGUUUGGUUGGCAUGAACCUCCUCUCAACGAAACUGAUUUUUAUAGCGAAUGGGCUGAAAGGAACAGAUUUCAAGUUGGAGAUUUUCUGGGUAACCUGAAUCAGUUCACAUGCCAUAUUUUUGUUUAUGCAGUUUUUGAGUACCAGAAUGACUCAGUUCUUAGCGUGGAGAGAUGGGAUUACGUCGAUUGUAACUCAAAUGACCCUAUCACUUCCUUUGACAAUGGGAAGAGCACUUUUAAUCUUGACAGGCCUGGAGCCUUCUACUUCAUCAGUGGAACUGGUAAUCACUGCAAGAAUGGGCAAAAAUUACUUGUGGAGGUGAUGUCCCCACAUCCAAUUCCAAAAUCUCCACCCUCCAUUUCCCUUCCACCUGAAGGCUUUUCAGCAAUGGCUCCUUCACCGUCUUACAGCUUGGAGGCUUCGGCUUCUGUGGUGCUUAGUUCAAUUUCUAUGUCUCCUUUUGUCACAUUUGGAAUUGUGAUGCUUUUAGCAUCCUGA
Messenger RNA from Abrus precatorius (Indian licorice), 585 nucleotides. RefSeq names its product early nodulin-like protein 1. Gene Ontology annotation, cellular component: plasma membrane. The annotation marks the transcript as partial. The transcript has 3 exons. Lineage: Eukaryota; Viridiplantae; Streptophyta; Magnoliopsida; Fabales; Fabaceae. The record is from RefSeq and is a predicted model, not a curated record. Gene Ontology annotation, molecular function: electron transfer activity.